AUGUAUGAGGAGAGAAUGCGCAUACAAAAGGCGGGUGGUACAGUCAGAGAUGGACGUGUCAAUGGAAUAAUUGAAGUGUCGAGAUCGAUUGGUGAUGGACAGUUCAAAACCCAUGGAGUGACUUGUAUACCCUGA
Molecule: messenger RNA, 135 nt
Organism: Ostertagia ostertagi
Lineage: Eukaryota; Metazoa; Nematoda; Chromadorea; Rhabditida; Trichostrongylidae
Source: the annotation of a GenBank genome assembly